Messenger RNA from Nasonia vitripennis (jewel wasp), 3525 nucleotides. It is a transcript of the gene P58IPK, whose product is annotated as dnaJ homolog subfamily C member 3. Gene Ontology annotation, biological process: protein folding in endoplasmic reticulum. The record is from RefSeq and is a predicted model, not a curated record. Gene Ontology annotation, cellular component: endoplasmic reticulum. Bases 999 to 2447 code for a protein of 482 amino acids. The transcript is spliced from 6 exons. NCBI's taxonomy places the organism in Eukaryota, Metazoa, Arthropoda, Insecta, Hymenoptera, Pteromalidae. Gene Ontology annotation, molecular function: misfolded protein binding; protein-folding chaperone binding.
AACCCAGUCGAACAUGACCAGAGAAGGUGAGGCUAGCUGUCCAGUUCAGCACACGCGUCACUCAUAACGUUUGUUCGGCGUUGAAGUUGAUGGUACCGUGGUGAACUUUGUCUUUUAAAUGGAAAAACUAGCUAUUACUUUUCUAUAGAACUAUUCAUAUUUAAUUUUGUUUUUCGGUAUUCAAAUAAUUACUAAAUGCGAACAGAUCGCACAGUUCCUCCAAAUUUAUUAUUUUACAUUCAUACGAAUUUAAAACAAUACUGCUGCUGAAGUAUAAUCGUCAAAAGUAUUUCAAGCUCGUGGAAUUUUUCAGAAAGUUUUUAUGAUCCAUCGCAAGUUUAUCUGGCAUUAAACGUUAUCAACGAAUACAAGUGUAAUAAAAAUAGGAAAAAACAAAUAUGCAUGUUGUACAUUUUAACUUCAACAUGUUACCUUUUAUUUCCAACCAUUCAAAUGAGUAGCUCAGCACGUGAAUAGUAAAAGACGAUACGAGAGAUAAUGUAAAAUAACAUAGCAUAAGGUGAUCUUUUAAACAGCUAUAAUAAUAUAGAGGUGGCCUUUAAUUUGCUCAGCCAGUGGGGCCCGAGAGCGUUGACAACAGAAAGAGAGAGGAGAGAAAGAGAUCGCAAAUCGAGCAGAAGACGUCAGGGCCGAACAGGCGAACAAACCCACGUAGCACCAGCUGGUUUGACUCGACUCGACGCCGAGCGAUAUGCGUUGGACCAAUCGCGUGGGACCACGAACGCGAUGGCGCGGCGCGCUCUCGUCGGGGUUCGUUUUGUGUUGCGACGAUAUCGCUCGAGGAUGCAGCAAUAACGCGCCGACCGAUCCGCCAAACCUACGACACGACAGUCGUUGUCGUUUGUGUUUUCGCAUUGCCACAGCGGAGACCCGAGAACUAAGUGAUAUCCGCGCGGAACUGUGUGUCCAUAUAUUUUUCAAAGAGACACGUAUCAGUGACGUAUAAGUAGUGGAUUUCCCAUAGCCAAGCAGUAGUCAUGUAUCGUUGCGGAUUGUUGCUCUUUUUGCUGAAUUUCAGUUAUGACGUGACUGCGACAACAUCCAAGGGGCUCGAUAAGCUGUUGGAGUUGGGCACAGAUUUUCUGUCAACUGGAAGAUAUCAAGAUGCCUUAUCGUACUUUCACGAAGCUGUUGAGGGUGAUCCCAACAACUAUUUGACCUACUAUAAGAGAGGAACGGUGUAUUUAGCUUUAGGAAAGGCUAAGCAAGCCUUGUUAGAUUUUGAUAAAGUUUUAGAAUUGAAGCCAGAUUUUACCGCUGCUAGGAUCCAGCGAGGUAGUGUACAUUUGAAGCAUGGUGAUCUUGAUGACGCCGAAGUUGACUUGACCAAUGCUCUGAUGAUAUAUCCCGACAAUGAGGAAGCCAUCAAUGGUAUUCAUAGACUAAGGAUAGCUAGAGAACAAAUAGAAUCUGCAGAAAAUUUGUACUUGCAAGGAGAGUAUCACAUAGCUGCAGAAACAUUAACACAUGUUAUAGAGAUUUGUUCAUGGUCGUCUUAUCUUAGGAAGUUAAGAGCAAAAUGUCGCAUGCAAAUAGGAGAUUACUCUGGCGCAGUUUCAGAUAUUAGAUCUACAACCAAACUCACAUCGGACAAUACUGAAGGGUAUUACGAGCUUUCAAAUUUAUUAUACCAGCUGGGUCAAGUGCAAGAUUCUUUAAAAGAAAUUAGAGAAUGCUUAAAAUUAGAUCCAGAACAUCAUGAUUGUUUUCCAUUUUAUAAAAAAAUAAAAAAAGUAGCGAAAUUAAUAGAAGACGCAGAAGCUGCUUCAGAGUCAAACGAUUUAGAUAGUUGUAUAGAUAAGGCUAAUAAAGUACUUAAGAAUGAACCAGCAAUAGAAAACGUGAGGGUGACUGCACUACGUCUACUUUGCAAGUGCCACACUGCCAAUUCAGAAGCUGAACUAGCAAUCGAAAACUGUCGAGCAGUAGUGGAAAUACAACGUGAUCCUGACACUUUAUGCGACAGUGCAGAAGCAUAUCUUUCAGCUGACCAAUUUGAUGAUGCCAUACGAGAUUAUAAGGACGCAUUGGAGAUCGACUCAAAUAAUCAACGAGCCAAGCAAGGUCUGCAAAAGGCGCAACAAAGGCAAAAAAUCUCAGAGACCAGAGACUACUACAAGAUCUUGGGCGUGCCACGAACCGCGAAAAAGCAGCAGAUCGUCAAAGCUUACAGGAAAGCUGCACAAAAGUGGCACCCAGAUAACUUCCCAGAUGAAGAGGAGAAAAAGCGCGCUCAGAAGAAGUUCAUCGACAUCGCUGCUGCCAAAGAAGUUCUCACAGACGAAGAGAAGCGUGCUAAAUUCGAUCGGGGUGAGGAUCCCCUUGACCCGGAAUCUGGAAAGCACCAGGGCCAGGGUUUCAAUCCCUUCCAAGAGUUCCACCACUUCCAGGGUUCGCCCUUCCAGUUCAAGUUCCACUUCAAUUAGAGAUUCUGGUGCUUUUGCCCUCUUUACAGUCCAAAAUUACAAAAGCCUCACAAAUUUUCAAGACUUGUGGGAUAAACAAAAACAGUGAAGCAUCUACUGUAGUAAAUGCAAAGUCAAUGCUCAUGAUCAUUUCAUCGAAACUUUGAUUGUCAGUUAAAAAUUAAUGCUCAAGUGAAUUUCCAUUCUUUAAAUUUAACCACAACAAAAAUUUAUUUCGAUGGUAGGAAAAAGUUUUCUUUUACAAAGAAUUUUAAUUUUGUUUAUUCUUAUAUAGUUUUGAUUUAAUGUUAAUUUUUAUAAAAGAAAAAUAGAGUAAAAACAAAUGAAAUUGAAAUUUUCUGUUGGGAACAAAACUCUUUCCUCAUAAAACAAAAAUUCAUACAUGUACUUGUAUAUUAUUUUACAUUUCGCGAAAUAUCAACUAAUUAUUAUAUCAAUGAACGAUCAAGGCUUUGAUAUAUUCAUUACAAUUGGAAUAGUUAAAGAAUCAAUAUCAAUGGAGUCUCAAGAAGAUUUCAAAAUUAUAAAGCAAAUUUAGAUCAGGGUCGUAUCUCAGUGAGACAGACAGUGUGGAUCUUGUUGCUUUAUAAAUACGACGAGCUUUAAGAAAAACAUAAAUAAUUUUUUGCUUUUGCACGACUGACUAAAAUACGGCUCGUUUCCUCUAGUUCCAAAGACAGUGGAGUGAAGAAUUUCUGUUAUUUUCGGUCCAAUACGUAAAGGAAUAAGGACACGGAAAGACUAUACAUACUUCCACGUGAUCAGAGUGACAGGAUAAAUGCGUAUCUCUAUAGUUUAUAUAGUGAAAUCGCGUGAAUCUGGGCAUCGGGUAUGGGUAGAACAUUGUAAUUUUUCGACAUCAGAUAGUUGUUUUUUUUUCUUCGAUUUUUACGACAUAUUUUUACCGGUACCCGAUGCUUUUUCAACAAAAAAAAAAAAGACUCGAGACAGUGCUGUGCGCGUGUCGCGUGUGAGCAGUGAUUGUGCGAGCUAAUAUGAGCUGUUUGUAAAUAUUACUUGUAAUCAAAUUAUCCUGACAAUUGUUUAAGAAUAUAUAUUUCAAUUAUUUAUACCGAAA